Messenger RNA from Thermothelomyces thermophilus ATCC 42464, 1065 nucleotides. RefSeq lists its product as uncharacterized. Bases 107 to 1027 code for a protein of 306 amino acids. The record is from RefSeq and is a predicted model, not a curated record. NCBI's taxonomy places the organism in Eukaryota, Fungi, Ascomycota, Sordariomycetes, Sordariales, Chaetomiaceae. The transcript has 2 exons.
CGACGACUUUCACAUUCACUGCAUUCCAACCUUCGUGCACUCAAUUUGCAACUCAGCAUUGGAGCGUCGGUUUUCUCGCCUUGCAGUCCCAGGGAAUGAAUGAAUGAUGCCGCCAAAAGACGGUACGGUGCCACCGCACUUUGACGCCGCCAUCGACCCAAAUGCGGCCGCGAGGCAAUUCGCCCUGACCAUGUCCGAAGACGAACUCUACCAGCGGACUCUAGGGCUCUAUUACCCGUUCCUCGCCUACCCGCCUGAGCGCCCCAUGGUGUUCGUCAAGUUUGGUGGGCCCGAGAAGCAGGCCGAGGGAGACAUGCAGAGGCUCGCCUGCCACUGGCUACGCCAGCAACGCCAGAGGGAUCGCAAUAUCCAUGUUCCCGAAGUCUUCAAGGUCUUCAGUAAAACCAAUACCACUUUUAUUAUAAUGGAGCUUCUCGCAGCAGCCCAUAUUAAAGACUUUGCCAAAAUAUCCGACCCUAUCACCUGGAAGCAGAACGAGGCUCGCUACUACGAAAUGAUUACUGAGGGAAUCCGUUUGCUGAGCCUCAUGCCGGUCCCAGCAGACGCGACCCCUGGCCCAUACACCCGCGCCGAACGUUACAUCAAACACAUGCUCUUCAAAGGCCAGGAAGCCCCGGUCAUCUAUAAUACCAUUCAGGAUUUGGAAGACCACUUAAACAGGGUUGCCGAACUAGCAUACGACCAUGUGCCCGGCCCGCCACCCAAGGUCGCUCUCGAGAAAGAACUCGUUUUCUGCUACACCGAUUUCAAUGACGAAAACUUCAUGUUCGCCACUGACCCCGACGGCCGCACUCGUCUCUACAUUGUUGACUUCGAACACGCCUCGUUUCUACCGCUCAGCUUCCUCUCCUACGCUGUCUUGGGGCGCAAACCUCGCUGGUACACGGGCAGGAGGAUACGAGAGAAGCUGGGCCCCUCUCUCCCGCAGCACAAUAUUGAGGUUAUGAAAAGAAUAUCCUAUCUCUUCCAAAUAUGCACGACGAGUCUUGGAGUCGAAGAUAAAUAAUUAGUUUCCGACACUACACAGCAAUGCAUUGCUUGGUU